Fusarium mangiferae is the source of this 759-nucleotide messenger RNA. RefSeq lists its product as uncharacterized. The transcript is spliced from 3 exons. The record is from RefSeq and is a predicted model, not a curated record. The coding region runs from base 1 to 759 and encodes 252 amino acids. NCBI's taxonomy places the organism in Eukaryota, Fungi, Ascomycota, Sordariomycetes, Hypocreales, Nectriaceae.
AUGAUGAUCCUUGAGCAGUGCUUCCCAGCCUUUUCAGACUGUCAGGCUGCCUCUCAGGCUGGUUUCGAUCAGGUCAAUAGCAUCUAUACACAGGCCGCGUCUUUGCAUGCGGAAGAAUUCCUGCAGCUGCAGCGGGAAAUCGAGCGUGCGUUAGAUCAAACUAAGAUGGACUGGGAGAACGGCCGGUGUCAGUUGGAGCAAUAUCAAUAUGAUGUUGAACGAUGUUCCCGCCAGCUGGAGGAUGCUUCUAAUGCUCUCCGUCAAGCACACGACAACGUGCCUGACAUCGGCAACGACAUUGGGAAGGCGUUCUUUUUCUUGGGGCCGGCUUGGGGUGAGAUGGAGAAUAAUCAUCGGAGAGUUGAAGAAGCCAGAAAUAGAGUGAAUGCUGCGCAAGAUCAACUUCAGAAUUCCCACCAGGCUCUCAUGCAGGUUGUAAACCAACAAAACGAACUCAACACUAGGCGUGCCGCCAUUGAACAAGUGGCUCAACAGCUUCCUGUCCUCCAGGCAACAGCUGAUGCGCUUAACAAGCAGUCCGCUGCACUCUUGGCUGGAUUCACUGAGCUCAGGGAGAAGACAACACAGCUAGCACUCGUCAUGAACGACAUGAGGAAUGGGGCCAGAGACACGGGUGCCCAAUCGUGGGAUAAGGAUAGGUUUGCUGAGGGCAUUCUCAGACUUUGCCAGAUGGCACUUAUCGACGGUCGUGUUUGUGACGAAGUCGAGACCAUCACCAAUGAGAUUUCCAGUGGGUAA